Bursaphelenchus okinawaensis is the source of this 4309-nucleotide messenger RNA. Lineage: Eukaryota; Metazoa; Nematoda; Chromadorea; Rhabditida; Aphelenchoididae. The record is from the annotation of a GenBank genome assembly.
AUGCCAUUACAAAUACGAGAUGAAAGUGUGUUUUGUCUCGACUUUACGCAUCAGGUAAGGGCUACUGUAAUAUUGGUUUUUAAAGUUUUGAAAUUAUGUAAAAUUGGGUAGAAUAAUAGAUUUUUAAGCUAUAUGCGACUAAAAAAAUUAGAACUUUAGCUAAAUAAACAAAAAAUUUGAUGAAAAUGAUAAUUUUUAUGACUUAUGGCAUGAACGUUAAAGCACUUUCCUAUAUAUUUAUACUUUCAAGAGCCUAGGAAGUAAGUUGGCCACGUGCAAAAACAAAGUCUUAUUUACGACAAUAUUUAUAAGAUUUAUUUCAAAAAUCAAUCAAUUUUAAAGUAGACUACAGGUCAUUUUUUUGGCAUUGAUUUGCAAAUAGGUACUAUGUGAUUUGCAUUGAAAUAAAAUUUUUAUUUAUAAAACCUUUCUUAAAGUUUGUAUUAAAAUAAAAAUAUGUAUGGUAUCAAAAAAGUGUUUGAAACACAAUGCCAAAGUUGCCAAAUUGGCAGGGACUCAAAUAUUUCAAUUUUAAAAUGCAAAAUCACGAGGUGAAACUUUUAUGUAUAUUAGUACUAGUACAAAAAAUUCAUAUAAAAAAUUUUAGUUGAUUUUGAGUAAGACAGAUUAGGUACUUUCUUUGUAAGGUUCAAGUUUCCUCUCUUGUCACUUCAGUUUGGAAAGUCGUAUUUUACAAUUUUUGUUAAAAAAUUAUAAAAAAUAUUGAAGUGUGAUGAAUUUGAAUAAAAAUUUGUUUUAUGACAUAAAAAGUUCUAUUCUUUUACAAAAAGUCAUUAUAAUAAGUCUUUUCAGAGACAAAAGAACUUUAGUCCAUUUGAAAUCACUAUUCCUGAAUUGGUCUACAAAAAGGGUACCAACAGUCAAACAGCCUUUAUUUUUGACUCAGAACGGAUGAGUUUCAGCUUUGAAAUGAUCAAAAUGGAGGUAAGUCAAUGGGUUUUUUAUGCUUUACUACAGUGUAACUCUUGUAUAAAUGAACUUUUCUUCAAAGAACUUUCAUAUUUACGAUUGGUUGUAAAGGAGUUCUACUGUAUUAGGUUUACCUUUUCUACUUUUUUUUCUAGCAGGGAUGACCAGACUACGUAUUUUACAUAACUAAUUACAGAUGGAAUACUUGGCUACUGGUUUUGUUGCAACGGGUUUGAAGAACAUGGAUCGUAUUUUAAUUUGUGGUCACAAUCACAGUCAGGUUUUGCUAUCAGCUUUGGCCGCUUCUCGUGCUGGACUAGUGUUUUCUUUGGUUGGAGCCAAUUCUAUUGCUAAACCUGAACAAUUGGAACAUCUACUGAGAACGGUGGGGUUUUACUGUGACUUGCACUAACAAAAGCUUUGUUUUUAGGCCCGGGUAGGACAGGUUUUUUAGGGAAGGGGGGGGAAGGGGCGGGGAAUAAUUUUUUUUUUAAUUUUGGGGGAGGGUAGGGUAAAAACACAAAUUUUGUAAAAUACGUACUUUCGAAAUCGUAUGGUACAUGCUAUAAUAUAUUGUUAUCUUAAUAAUUUUAAAACUUUUUGAAAUAAAAGCCUUCAGGGUGAAUUCCGAGCAGUAAUUCUAUUUUCCUCACCAAAUGGCGGUGGAUCUGAUGCCAUGUACGACCUGGUAGAAAGUCUAUGCCCAGAAAUCAAAAAAUGUGUCAGAAGCAAGCUAAAGUCAGCCAGGUUGCCUAAGCUUACUCAUGUUAUACUGGGUGACGAAGAUCACAAACAUGCGUAAGUUUUAAAAUUAAUAUUUUAUAUAUUUUUAAAAAGAUGUUACAGAUCUUGCCGUUUGUUGCCUUGAAGAUCCAGAUAGUUUGGUUGGGUAGGGUAUUAGAAAGGGACUAUUAAAGAAGUCAAUUUCAGAGGUACGUGGACAUUGUCUGAGAUUUACGGGAAAUGUACGCCGCCGCGGAUGGAAAAGCUUCCAAAUUACUUGCAGUGGAACUCUCAUCGUUUGGCUUGUAUUCAGUUUACUUUGGUAAGUUUUGGAAAAUUUUUUUAAAUUUAAAUUUAAGCCUAUCGAAAUUACUUUUAACUUGCAUUUUAGUAAAGGCUCAAACAUUAAUAUCAAAAAUUUUUUUUUGUUUUAAAAAUUUAAAUUUUAGGGCUCAACCGGACCUCCAAAAGCAGCAGGCUUAUCACAUUAUCAACUGAUUAAUGGCUGUCGAAUCGCUUCAAAUAUUAUUGGAAUUCGAAAAGGAGUAAGUGAAUAAUGAAAAAUUUAUCGUAUUUUACAUUUUAUUAUUUUUUUGAUUGAUAAAGGAACUGCUUUUCGUUCGUUAUAUUAUACAAAAGUUUUACUGUACAUAAACAUAAAUUUAAAAAAUUUAAAAUUUUUGUUGAUUUCAGAGCAUCAUGGCAUGCGCAUUGCCAUUAUACCGCAUACCUGUAUUUGGAUUAGUAGCUUUCACGCCUUUUAUGUUUGAAAGUCGUACUAUCAUUUCUGAGCCUUCACCAGUACCUAGAAUGCUCAUCAGUUCUAUUUUAAUGCAUCGGUAGGGCAUUUUAACUGUAUUUGUACUAUGUUGUAACAGAUGUAGCACAUUAGAACAUAUUUCAGUAAAAUCUAAAGUAUAUACUGUAUUUAACAAAAAAUGGAGCAUUACUGUAAGAUCAAGAGAUACAUUACUUUCGAGCUAACACAAUAUAUUCUUAAUGACAUUUCAGAUGCACUCACCUUGUAUCAAACUCAAUUGCUAUUAGAUUGUUGUUAAAAAUGGCAAUGGCACAAAAAGUUACAGUACCUUCGGUAGAAACAGUAAUAUUGUUGGGUGACCGGGUUGGCCGUGAAUUGUUGGCCAGUUUGGAGAAAAUCAUGAAAAACGCUAAAAGAAUUGCUGUAAGUUUAAUUUACUGUAUGUGUUUGAGUUGAAGACACCUUACCUAAUCUUAUCCUAGUCUGACUCUGCCCUAGCCCUACUUUGGCUCCAGCCCUGUUCUACCUUAACUUAAUCUCGGUCUUACUCUAAUCCUAUCUUAGCAUGUUCAAUUGAUUUUAGAUUUUUUAAAAUUUUUUGAUAUCUUUAAAAUGGCAAUUUAUAAAAAUUCAAUAAUAUGCAUUUUAGGUUGGUAUGUUGUUGACUGAAAUAGGUACAGCUCCGGUAAUCAGUGAUAAUACAACAAAUUUGAUCAAAUCAAUUGGUAAAGCCCUUCAAGGAUAUCAGGUAGGCUAAAACUUUAUAAAAAAUUAUUUGUGGGAUUAAAAUUAAUGUAAAAUACGUAUAACUAUCUUAUGGGUUAAGAUUAAUUUUUCGUUCAAUUAAAAAAGUUUUAUUUUCUAAAAUUUUGUAUUUUAGACGUAUAUCUGUAAUUAGACAUCAUUUUGUUUAUUUUAGGUAGAUAUCAAGCCAAUUCCAAAGCUUCAAAGCUCGAACGGACAUACGAUUGGAGAGUUGAGAGUAAAACCUUUGGAGAAGACAAAGUUCAUGGGUUAUGGACCUGAUUUUAAUGCCAAUUUGGACUGGAUUGAUACUGGGUAAGGGCUUAAAAAUUUUGAUUUGAAAUGCAGUUUUUUCAAAUUUUAAAUUGAAUUUUAAAGCGACUUUUGUCUUUUUUUAUUUUCAUAGUUUUUGUUGGUACUGUACGGUAUUAUACUGUACUAUACUUUGCUGUACUGUACUGUACUGUACGUGUAAUGUAGCAAAGCUUUGAAAGUUUCCUUAUGUUGUACUACAUCAAACCUUACAGUGACAUAGCUUCGAUUACAAAGGAUGGAAACGUCGAGAUCCUGGCCAACAAAUCUGAUUUGAUUUACGAUCGAAUGGAUCAUCUAGUUGAACAUUGGAAAAUGGAAAAGCUCAUGGCGGAAGAAUACGAUGACAUUAAGGGAGUUCAAGUGGUACAAACCUGCUCUGGUGCACCAGUCGUGGCCAUAAUCGUACCAAAAAAGCUGGACGAAAUCCCACAGUUUUUCAUGUCAGAGUUGAUCAGUUUGUGUCGGAAUAAUAAGGUAAAAUACGUCUUGAUCCACAUAAGAUUCAAACUUUUUAAUUUGAAAAAAUUUCAAAAUUAAAAAAAAUUGUUUUAAAAAAUUUUAAAAAAAAAUUUUUUAUUAAAAAAUGAGUAAAAUACGGCCAAGAACACGUAUCAAACAAAAAUACAAAAAGAUGUUCAAAACUUGAUUCAAUUACCCCGAAAAUGUCAUUUUUAAAUCGACCUUUGACCGAAAAAGAUAAGUGUUUUCAUAUGCCAUUUUCAGUUGUAUGCACCGGACAAAUUCGCCAUUGUGGACGAUUUCCCCAGAGUCAAUACGCGUAUUCAGAAGUUCAAGUUGAGGGAAAUGUUGAAAAACAAUUUGUUACGAACAUAUUAA